CGCCAAGAACAGGAUAUUUUCGUCAGACUAAUAGACUCUGUAACAAAACAAGCAAUUAUCUAUGAAGGACAAGAUAAAAAUCCAGAAAUGUGCCGUGUUUUAUUAACACAUGAAGUUAUGUGCAGCCGUUGUUGCGACAAAAAAAGUUGUGGAAACCGCAAUGAAACACCAUCAGAUCCUGUCAUUAUUGAUCGAUUUUUCCUGAAAUUCUUUUUGAAAUGUAAUCAAAAUUGUUUAAAAAAUGCUGGAAAUCCUAGAGAUAUGCGUAGAUUCCAGGUUGUCAUAGCCACUCAAGUGAGUGUGGAGGGUCCUUUGCUGGCGAUUUCGGAUAAUAUGUUUGUGCAUAAUAACUCCAAACAUGGUCGUAGAGCCAAACGUUUGGAUACAACGGAAGGUACAGGCAAUUCCUCUCUGUCCAUAACGGGACAUCCCUUAGCGCCUGACAGUACCUAUGAUGGUUUAUAUCCACCGCUGCCUGUUGCCACACCCUGCAUUAAGGCUAUAUCACCAAGCGAAGGAUGGACCACUGGUGGUGCUACUGUCAUUAUUGUGGGUGAUAAUUUCUUUGAUGGUCUGCAGGUUGUAUUCGGCACAAUGCUGGUAUGGAGUGAACUAAUAACAUCGCAUGCCAUACGUGUGCAAACUCCGCCCAGACAUAUACCCGGUGUAGUCGAAGUAACAUUAUCCUAUAAAAGUAAACAGUUUUGCAAAGGUUCACCCGGCCGUUUUGUUUAUGUUUCCCUUAAUGAACCUACUAUUGAUUAUGGCUUUCAACGCCUGCAGAAAUUAAUACCACGCCAUCCUGGCGAUCCCGAAAAAUUGCAAAAGGAAAUUAUUUUAAAAAGAGCAGCUGAUUUGGUAGAAGCUUUGUACUCCAUGCCUAGAUCGCCCGGCGGUUCAACCAGCUUCAAUUCAUAUGCUGGCCAAUUGGCAGUGAGUGUACAAGAUGGUAGUGGCCAAUGGACCGAAGACGACUAUCAAAGAACCCAGUCAAGCAGUGUUAGUCCUCGAGGCGGUUACUGCAGCAGUGCUUCUACACCCCAUAGUUCGGGAGGCGGUUCUUAUGGUGCUACAACUACGGCAGCUACAAAUGGUUAUGGUCCUACACCAAAUAUGGGCACAUUAUCCUCUUCACCCGGCAGUGUUUUCAAUUCCACAUCAACUUGUGCAUUUUCGCCAUUAAUUCCAACAGUGUCCUCAACCUGGCAUCAGGCUCUGGUACAACAUCAUCACUCGCAUCCACACCACUACCAUCAUCCGCAUCAGCCUUGGCACAAUCCAGCCGUUUCAGCAGCCACAGCGGCCGUUUAAACAAAACGAAGAUCAAACGUCCCAACAGUCGGCACUGGUCCUGAACGGCGUUAUACAAAAACAAAAAUGGGGUAAUGCAACCAUAAAAUCCUUUAAAUGUCAUAAUCCUAAACUACACAUACAACAAUAAACAUUUGCUAACCAUAUGUCUCUGUUAAAUCUAUAAAAUAUCAAUUUAUAUUUACAUAAGUUAAAUAACUACUGAAACAGUUAGAAAAAGAUCAAACAACUAAAAAUUUAAAUUAAACUAACUAACCAACCAACCCAAAAGAAUCCAAUCAAAUAAAACGACCGUUCAUCAUUUGAGACUAUAAACACUGAAACACUUUAAUAGAAUAGCUACUAUGAUUUCAUUUUUUUUAUUUAUUUUAUUAUUUAGUUUAGUUUUUUAUAUUUAUUUAGUUUUUUUUAUUUGUAUUUUUAUUUUAAAUCAAUUUAAAUUUAACAACAUUUACACUUGCAUCGAAAGCUAGAAUUAUUUGAUACGAAAAAUAUAAUUGCAAAACCAUUGGAAAGUGAAAACACUUUUGCAAUAUUUCAAAUAGUUUUGCAAUAUCUAACUGUCAAAAUUUUAAAAAACAAAUAGAGUGAAAGAGAGAGAAGAAUGAUAUGAAAGAAGUAAAGAUAUCAGCUGUUUGAAAAAUGCAUUAAAAAAUCAGAGAUAGAAGAGUUUUUUAAAAAAAUUAUUAACAAAAUCAAGUAUUUUAUCAAUUUUGUAAGAGAAUUUUGCUGUCUUUCAUUACACUGCAAGUGUAAACGAGUUUAUAUUUUUAUUUUAACAUUUUUUUGUAUUGACUUUGCUUUAUAUUUGUUAUUCAUGUUUGUGUGUUUUUUUUGUUUUCUUUAUAUAUUGCAGGAGUUAGCAGUUUGAGUUUUAAUCCAUUCACUUUGCCCACUUGCAAUACACAAGGCUACAGCAGUUCACAACUAGUGACGUCAACAAAAUAAUAUUACUACUAAUAAAUGACGAUGGGCAGCUUUUUGAAAUAGAAAUAAAACUAAAUAAAAUCUACUGCUUAUUAAUAAAUCGUCAUUCAUUAAAAAAACACACACAUACACACACACAAACUGUGCAAUAUUAUUAUUGUCAUUUAAUUAUUUAUUUAUUUGAAUUUAAUAUUUUUGUUUUACAAUUCCUGUUCCCUUUAAUAUAACCACUUUUCAUGGACAUGAUCAAAACAAUAGCAGUUAUAAAAUAUAAAAUCUAAACAAAAAAUCUUCUAAUUUGUUUGUAAAUAUUAAAAUUAUUUUUUUAACAUUUCAUUUGUUUUCUCCUAAGGUUUAAGUAGUUUAAUUGAAUUCAUAUGAAAUUGUUAAAAUUUCACAUAAUUUUUUUUCUAAAAAAAUAGUGUAAACUUAAAAAAAAAUCAAAAAUCCCAUUAAAAAAAAGAAAAAUUUAAAAUAAUUGUAUACGACUUAAAUAAUACCCUACAUAAUUGUAUACAUGCAAAUUAAUCAAUAAAUAAAAAAUAAACUAAAUUAUAGGUAGUAUGUUUGUAUUUCCAACAUAAUUAAAAAAAUAUAAAUACAUUUUAAAGUCAACAUAUUAAAUAUUAUAAAAUUACCAACGAUACUCGAAAUAAAAUAGUUUAAAAUCAACAACUAAUGAAUAUUUUAGGUAUCGUCAUAAUUAUUAACAAUUACAUAAUAAAAACAUACUACAAUUAGAAUUGUUUAAUUUGUAUAUCAAAAGCUUAAUGCGUAACAACAACAAAAAACACACUUACAUAUUAACAAUUUUUUAAAACAGUUUUCACACAAUUAAAAUAAAUAAAAUCAAUAAAUCAACAUUAUAAAAUUUCACCAUAACACUUAAAAAAUACAAUAUCGUUAUAAAACAUAUCGUUAAAUACGUUAUACAUACUUAAUUAAUUAAAUAAAUA
Molecule: messenger RNA, 3194 nt
Organism: Lucilia cuprina (Australian sheep blowfly)
Lineage: Eukaryota; Metazoa; Arthropoda; Insecta; Diptera; Calliphoridae
Gene: kn
Product: transcription factor collier
Exons: 9
Coding region: 88-1311 (407 amino acids)
Biological process (GO): regulation of transcription by RNA polymerase II
Molecular function (GO): DNA-binding transcription factor activity, RNA polymerase II-specific; RNA polymerase II cis-regulatory region sequence-specific DNA binding
Source: RefSeq, a predicted model, not a curated record